AUGGCAGUAGAGUCUUCUUUGUCACUGCAGUUGUCUGACGGGGAGCCAGUGAAAAGAGCAUCAGAUAACAGAGCCCCCACUGAUGAGCAAUCAAGUGACGGUUUUCACCAAGGUGACGACUCUGACACGAAACAAUUUGUGCCUAUAAGGAAGGGUAGAAGAAAGAAAGUCAAAUCUCAGAACUCUUCUAGUGCUUUGUCCACUGCUGUAGAGCUUUUUGAAAAAGUUGUUAAUAAUGACCCAACAACACAGCUGAUAUAUUUUUUCAAAGAGGAAAAUCAGCGAGCUCGUGAGCAUGAAUUAAAGUUAAUGGAACUCUUCAUGUCACAAAGACAGCCUGCAGUUAGUUAUUCUGCAGGUUCAUCCUCUAUGAUUUUCCAAGAAAGAAGCCCCGGCCCAUUUGCAGGAUCUAGUUAUCGUGCAGGUUCAUCCUCUAUGAUUUCCCCACAAAGAAGCCCCAGCCAUUUGCAUAUACAACUCAAGAUUUACUCUACAAGGAACUUCGACAGUGCCAGUUCUCAGAGAGUGAAUGGAAAAGGUAUCACCAGUUGGAGAAAAAUGUUACAGAGUGGACAUUAA
This is a messenger RNA of Pocillopora meandrina, 579 nucleotides long. The record is from the annotation of a GenBank genome assembly. Lineage: Eukaryota; Metazoa; Cnidaria; Anthozoa; Scleractinia; Pocilloporidae.